Molecule: messenger RNA, 3297 nt
Organism: Mauremys reevesii (Reeves's turtle)
Lineage: Eukaryota; Metazoa; Chordata; Testudines; Geoemydidae
Gene: CAPN10
Product: calpain 10
Exons: 15
Coding region: 389-2446 (685 amino acids)
Biological process (GO): proteolysis
Cellular component (GO): cytoplasm
Molecular function (GO): calcium-dependent cysteine-type endopeptidase activity
Source: RefSeq, a predicted model, not a curated record
AUCUAGGCAUGCAAGUUUCUGGGGAAUGUGUAUGGAUGGACUGGUCUGAGGGGGGACUGUGAAGCUUGGAUCUGGGUUGGCAUGUUUGUUGGGGAAGGGUCUUGGAAGUUUUAGGGGAAAAACUUUGGGGAGGCAUCUGGCCAGGGAUGUGUAGAGAGGGUGAUUAACAGGGCAUGACUGAGAGGGGAGUGGGUAUUGCUCCAAAUACUUUGUGAGAUCUUAUCCUGAGCAGUAGCAGGGGUCUGUACUCACAUAUUGGAGUCUUCAGGGCCAACAACUGAUUUGAAUAAGAUUUCAGCUAAUAUGGUUCAAGCAAUUAAGUGGAAACGAUUUCAGUUGGAAACAUAAAGUCUUGGAAGAGGCCGACGGAGCUUCAGUUGUGUUGAAAAUGCUGGGAGACAGAGUGCAGUCAGCUACAAAAGAAAAUCUUUACAAAGACCCCACAUUUCCAGCAAGCGACACCUCCCUUUUUUUUAACUAUUCUACCCCACUCUCACAAUUCAGAGGGGAGAUUUCAUGGCUGAGACCUCAGGAAAUUUGUUCUGCUCCUCGAUUGUUUUCAGACGAUCCACAGGAGGUGCAAGUGAAGCAAGGGAUUUUGGGAGAUUGUUGGUUCCUGUGUGCCUGUGUUGCUUUGCAGAAGAGUAAAUACCUGCUAACUAAGGUAAUCCCUCCAGGUCAGCCCAGCUGGACAGAUGAGACGUACACAGGCUGUUUCACUUUUCAAGUCUGGCAAUUUGGACAUUGGGUGGAGGUAACCAUUGAUGAUCGCCUGCCUUGCCUUGGGGGUAAACUCUGCUUCUCCCAGUGUCAGACAGAAGAUGUGUUUUGGCUUCCCUUACUGGAAAAGGUCUAUGCCAAGGUGCAUGGGUCUUAUGAGCAAUUAUGGGCAGGGCAAGUGGCAGAUGCUUUAGUUGACUUGACUGGAGGUCUAGCUGAGAGAUGGACCCUAAAAGACCCUGGAAGAAGCAUGGAAAGAGAGAGGACUGGUAGAGUUUUGGAGAAGAUGGUAUUUAGGAGACUGAUGAACCUGAAGGAACGAUGUGUGAUAAGUUGCUCAGUCCUCAGCUCCGGGCAAGGUGCCAGUGAACUGGGAGAAUUUCAUGCCUUUAUUGUCUCAGAUAUGCUUCAUCUCUCCAGAGUCUUGGGCAAGGAAAUAAUCUUGCUACGGAUACGAAACCCUUGGGGGAGGCGGUGUUGGAAAGGGCACUGGAGGGAAGGUGGUCAAGGGUGGAGCCAAUUGGAUCCAGUAGUUGCUUCAGAAUUGCUUUCCCAGAUCCAGGAAGGAGAAUUCUGGGUUGAGGAGGAAGAGUUUUUCAAGGAGUUUGAUGAGAUUACCAUUGGGUUUCCAGUCACUGAAGAUGGAGAGCUUCAGAGCCUCUAUACAGAGAAAGUGCUGAGUCAUACUCAGAAUCUCUGUGGCUCUUGGGUGAAAGGCCAGUCUGCAGGUGGUUGCCGUAACAACAACAGCUUCCCUAUUAACCCCAAGUUCUGGCUGAGGAUAUGUGAGCAGAGUGAGGUGUGCAUUGCUCUUCUGCAGAAACCCAGGAAGUACUGUGCCGAUUGGGCUGGAAGAACUCGGAAUCUGACUCGCUUAGCAGAGGAAGGUUCAUCUCUGACUGAAGGCAUUCAAGGGAAGAAUUACCAGGCUGUGGGACUGCAUAUCUGGAAGGUGGAGAAGAGGCGGUUUAACCUACCAAAGACCCUCUCUGCUCCUCCGGUUGCCAGUACCAUUUGUCAUUCUUAUGACAGAGAAGUACAUCUGCGCUGUGACCUUGCCGCUGGUUAUUACCUUAUUGUCCCUAGCAUCUUUCUGAAGGAUGCAGAGAGCGACUUUCUGCUUCGUGUAUUCUCAACGGGAAGAAUCUGCCUCAGUGAGAUAAAACCACCACCCACUGAUGCUGCCCUCUGUGAAGAGCUCCCACCAGGUGAAUGGGAGACUGUGCAGCUACAGGGAUGCUGGAAAAACGGCCAAAGUGCUGGAGGUAGCAGGAACUUCCACUCCUUCCAUACCAAUCCCUGCUUUCCCCUCUCCGUCCCUGCAGGAACAGAAGAGCGCAGCGUGAAAGUCACCCUCCGCCAGCACUGUCAAGAUAGCAAGUGUCGUCCAAUAGGGUUUCAUAUCUUCCAGGUGCCUAACAGCAGUUGGAAACCACACACUUGUUCUUUUCUGCACUUGGAGCCACUGGUUAGCUGUGUACCUCAUUGCUACUCACAGGAAGUGAGCCAACUGUGCAGACUCUCUGCAGGGAAUUAUGUAAUUGUACCUUCAACGUACUUGCCUAAUACUGAAGGCAAUUUCACAGUGGUCAUAACAACCAAAAUAGACAGGAAAUGCAUUCAGAGCCAGGAGACCCUUGGACAAAUAUUGCAAGAAAUGUGGUUCUUGCCUGUCUCUAGGGCAAACGUUGACAGGCUGUUGUUACUGAGGGAUGGGCCUAUCUAGAGAAAUGAUUCUUAGGGUCUCCUUUACAGCUGUGAUGAAAAGGUAAUUUGGAAUUCUUGCAUCAACAUCAUAACAGUAGAGAGACUAGAAAAGCCUGACCUCUGGCUAUUUUCAGUUUGAAAUGAAGUAACCAGAAAAUACCCUGAGCCCAGUGGUUUUCCAUUCAGACUGACUUCCAGCCUGGUGACGUCCUCUCUGAAAAGAUACCACCUUGACCACAUGCAUCCUGAUGAGCAUUCGUCCCCUCCAUAUGUUUUACUACCAGCGACGUACAACUAGACUUAAUGCUAUACCUCAGUUCUUAAAAAAUAUGGACAAAGGAUAUGUGCACAUAUUUUAACUCAAGCUGAAGUUUUAAAAUUAAAGCAGAAAAAAAAAUGUGACCUAUGCGUACAUAAUGAAAGAACAUUUGCUGAAGAAUAUCCAAGUUUACAAAACAACCUCAGGAGACCAGGGGAGGAUAGGAACUGUGUAGGAGAAAGAAACGGGAGUCCCUUUUUCAGGAAGGAAAGACUAGGAUCCAACAAAGAACACUGGAACAGGGAUAGACCAGAUCUGUAUCACUGCCAGUCUUAUUACUGAGUACUUUAUCAUGGGCCAUGCUACUAGGAAUAUUUGUCAUGAAACUAAGUUUGGAAGGGAUGAGUUUAGGUGAGUAUGUCUUACACCAUGUGAACACCUGGAAGGGAAGGAAGAAAUGACUUUUGCAAAGCUGUUGGUUUGAAACGCCAUGUUACUGGUAACCCGAAUGUUGUUUUCUUAAUUCCUGUUAAAAUAUUUCUUACUCAAGUGUGGUUUUUUUAGAUAUUGUAUUUUCUUUAAUAAAUGUACAGUGAUGAUAAAGAGUUUAA